UGCCAGCGGCGGUCCUCACCCUGCCUUCUGUUUCUCGUCGCCUGUCACAGCCUUUGAGCAGCGUUCAAGCUCGGACAGACAGCAGUCCAGUCAACGCUGCGGGGGAACUCGUUAGCCGGUCUGGUGGCACUUCCACGCACUGAGAUGCCAGGAAAGUCGCGCUUCAGCAGUAGAGCUCGUCGAGGCUUUCGCUGUGAUUUUUGAGAAGCAUCUCUGUGAAAGAUAGUACAGUUUGUCACCGUUAGCCGGCUGCACAGGUGUGAAAAGUCAGUGUCAUGACUGGAGCUGAGACUGAGGAUGAUAUUCCAUUAGGUGAAAGGAAGACUGUCACAGACUUCUGCUAUCUCCUGGACAAGUCCAAGCAACUCUUCAAUGGGCUACGAGACCUUCCUCAAUAUGGACACAAGCAGUGGCAGUCCUACUUUGGGCGGACCUUUGACGUCUACACUAAGCUAUGGAAAUUCCAGCAACAACACAGGCAGGUUCUGGACAGUCGGUAUGGACUGAAGAGAUGGCAGAUUGGUGAAGUUGCAUCCAAAAUUGGACAGCUUUAUUACCACUACUACCUUCGUACCUCAGAAACAAGUUACCUGAAUGAGGCCUUUUCAUUCUACUCAGCCAUUCGUCAGCGCUCCUACUACUUUCAGGUCAACAAAGAGGACAGGCCUGAAUUAGUAGUGAAGAAGCUUCGUUAUUAUGCUCGCUACAUAGUCGUCUGUUUACUUUUAAACAAGAUGGACCUUGUCAAAGUUUUGGUGAAGGAGUUAUCUGAGGAAAUUGAAGACUACACACAGCGUUUCAACACAGAGGACCAGUUGGAGUGGAACCUGGUUCUGCAGGAAGUGGCAGCUUUUAUAGAGGCAGAUCCUGUGGUAGUUCUGAACGACAACAAUUCUGUCGUCACCAUCAGCAAUCGGCUGCAGGAGGGAAGUGUGCCUCCACUGGAACAAGGCAUGGUGGUUGGGCAGCUCAUCCUUGCUGACGCACUAAUCAUCGGCAACAGUAACAACCAGGUGAAGUUCAGUGAGUUAACCAUAGAUAUGUUCCGCAUGCUUCAAGCUUUGGAGAGGGAACCAGUAAACCUGGCCACACAGACCUCCAAGCAAGGAACGAUGGAACCCAACGAAAAGCCAGCGAAGAGAGAAAACCCUCACAAGUAUUUGCUGUAUAAGCCAACCUUCAGCCAGCUUUUUACUUUCUUGUCUGCCUCUUUUAAGGAGCUACCUGCUAACAGUGUUCUGCUCAUCUACCUGUCAGCUACUGGAGUCUUCCCUACUGGGCAUUCAGAUUAUGAGGGACCAUAUGAUUUUGGAGGAGUUCUCACAAAUACAAAUCGAGAUGUGGUGAAUGGAGAGACGGUGCAGAAGAGGAAUCAGGCCCAGAAGGAAAUGCAUUGCCUUCAUCCAGGAGACUUAUUCCCUUUCACCCGGAAGCCUCUUUUUGUCAUUGUGGAUUCUUCAAACAGCACGGCCUACAAGAAUUUUACAAAUCUAUUUGGCCAGCCCCUGGUGUGCCUACUAUCACCUACGGUAUAUCCCAAGAGUGUACAAGAUCAGUCUCAGCGUGGGAGUCUCUUCACUCUGUUCCUCUACAGUCCGCUCUUGGCUUUCUCCUCCGUGUGUGGCUUAAACAGUGUGCAACGAGGUCUUUGGGAAAGAGCUCAAGAAUUCCUUCGCAAAGUGUACCGUGACAUUGGGCAGAUGCUAACACGAUCGCGGACCAUAGAUCAAGCCUUUUUGCAGUUCUUUGGUGACGAGUUCCUGCGGCUGCUGUUGAUCCGCUUUGUGUUCUGCUCCGCUGCACUGAGACUGCAUAAACUCUUUCGGGAAUCUCAGAGUUUCCCGGAAUCCUAUCCAGAGCUCCCCAAACAGGACACAGUGGAGAGCAGCCUUCUACAGAAGCAUAUUUUGGAGCUGGCGACCAUGCUGGACGUGCAGAGCUUAUUUUGGGAUGAUUCACUGGAAGCCUACUAACAUCUUCACACAGGGCAGUAUGGCGUAUAUGUAAAUACAGACUCCACUGCCAAAGCCCUCAUGGUCAUUUUGUUUUUUAACAGGUAAUGAAAAAAAAAAAAACCCAACAUGCAAGUUCAUGUCCUCCAUGUAAGUGUUAAUGUCAUGCAACAGAAAGAUGUUCACAUAGUUUCUUCUCAUAAAUUCCCCAUUUUGACUCUCAUUGGCUUGCCUGGUAAAUAUGAGCAACAUAAGAGUAAAACAAAUGAGACGCUCCACAUUACUGUUCAACUUACUAGUUCUUGUUUAUCAGCUUCUAACUUUUUUCAUGACAGCAGACUAUCAUCAAGAUGAUAACAGCCUUGGUAGUUUGUUGUAAAAAGAUUUUUCAUCAUUUAUUAACGUAAAGGAACAAAGUAAGGAAACAUUCUUGGCAGCUUUCAUGUGGUUUUUGAUCCACCUGUAAAAAAGACAAGCAUGGUAGAGCUAAAAAUGCAUCAGGAAAUGUAAUAGUUAUUAUAUGAGCACAUUAUUCACCAAAAAUAUUAUUAGUGCUGGAGUUUUGUGUUUGCCAAACAGCGCUUGGUGUAUCAACUUGCAGCACGCUAAAGGUGCAUGAGGUUUUGUUUCGCCACAUGUUGUUAGUUAGUCGCUUUCAUAUCAUUAACAAACUAAUUCGGAGACUUUUUUUUUCAGCCUUGUGUGACGUGAUAGUGCUUCAUUUCCCAUUUCACUGUGCUGUACUUGCAUGCUAAAAAAGGCAAAGACGUGUGUCAGUUAGUGUGCUCCAAAGAGGAUGCUCCACCACACAAAAGAAAUUGUAGAUGUUCAGAUGACUUGGAAUGAGAAAGUAAAGGGAAGUAGUGCAUGUGUUGCAUGGGCCUGUACAGUUUAGUUAGUCAAUUGGUGAAGACAAUCUAGUGAGAGGUGGGAGAGGUGGUGACCUGUCAGAGGUUCAAAUUGUUGUGCUUUCUGAUAACACAGAUCGUUACUUUUAUUACUGAAAUGGCUAGGCACCUGUUAUCUUCAUGACGACAGCAUUAACGUGUGGCCUGCCACCUAAUCAGAACAUUCUUAGCUGCUUUCUUAUAAAGCACAAGAAAUACCAGUCGUGCUCCUCUCGCUAUGUCCUUAAGUCAUUGUUGUCACCAUACUGGCUGGUGGCUUUCACUCCUUUAAGCUCAAAGAUGGUUCCAGGCAACUUUGCACCGCAGGAAUUCAGGGCUGCCCCAAAAGUUGACUAUGAAUGCCAAUUUAUCAGGAUCCUAAAAGCAAAACUUAUGGCUUUCUGGAUGAGCUUUGUUUCUACCCUUGCCUGUGGCCCCAAGCUGCAGGGAGUGACUUUAGAGAUUAUAGCCCAGAGCUUCCUUUGAACCAACUGUGGUGUCUCGUGGCGAUAAACCGCAUUCACACUGGAAGUGAUUCCUACCAACAUAUCGAUGAGAAACCACAGAAAGUGAACAGUAUUUAGUGACUAUGGGUUUAAAAACAUGCUGGCGACGCAACUUCCAGGUGAGCGACUUAAAUGACCACCAAUGAGAAUGAAGAAUACUGUUGAUUGACAAAUGACCUGGUAUUAAAUACAUUAGAGGCUCACCUAAGUGAUCGGGCAUCAGCUUCAAUGCAAUGUGCAACGAAUGAGUCAGUCAGAAGAGCCUCAGAGUACGGCUUCUGCUCCUCCACAUCGAAAGGAACCACGUUAAGUUGUUCCAGCAUUUGACUUAGAUGCCUGCUAGGUGAGGUGCACAUCCUACAGGGAGAAAAAACCAUGACAGUCCCAGGACCCGCUGGAGGGUCGAGCUUCCCUGCAAUCUCUGCCAAAACUACAGCCUUCAAAUCCUAGACCCAUAGAUGGAUAUUAGAAUCCCUAUUAGCUGUGUCUUAAAGGAAAGCUAAUCUUAGUGGGGUCCAAACUACAUUAAUAUCAAAUCCAUAUGAGAACUUGCAUAGCACAGUACUAAAACUUCAUAAAAGCAUACAUAAAUGUAUAAAAAAGAGCAAUUUGACAUAUCUGCGAUCAGUUAUAUUAGUGUCUGUUGCAAAUUUUGCACAUUUGUUUGUGCUUUAAAAGCAUUAGACUGCUACGUAUAGACUUUGGCUUUUGUUGUUGAAAUCUUAGAGUUUAUCCAGUGAGUGAGUCCCCAGUAGGUUGUAAGGGCUGCUAAUGCAGUAGGUUUGUUAGCGAUCCUGGAAACUGUAGCAGUUCAGAAUGAAUACUAAAGAGAAUGCUGCACUAGACCAGCCUGCGAGUUCCUGCAGUGGAAAACCGCCUCCCAUUUGCCAUUAAAUGUUUAAUUCUCAAUUCACAAUCUGUCUCUCACAGAGGCUUGGAGGAAUUUUAGCUCAAUUUUACCUCCGACUUAUUGGUAGCUUUCUUUGUUUGAUUAUUUAAUUGUCUUUUAGAGAAAACGUUUGAUGUUUUUGGUCACACUGAAAUGCAUUCAUUGUUGAUUUGGUCUUUUUAUGUGAUUAUUUGUGAAUAGAAGUGUGUGUAUAUAUAUAUAUAGUAUAUAACAUCACCAACCAGUUCCAUUGAAACCUCUAACAUCUAAGAGGUAUUAGCUAAAAAGAAAAAUUGUCUUUAUAUAUUCAAACUUUCAGUAUUACAUUGGCUAAUAUGCAUGCCUCAUAUCUUUAAUGUAGUGGGGCAGAUGUAAAAGGUCCAAAGGUUUAUCAGGAACUGCUGUCGAUUUAUUCCUGGCAGCAGCAGGGGAAAGUGACUGCACAUGGCUGCUGAAAUUUAACUGCACUUGUUGAAAUGUUGGAAUGAUACAGCAAUGCAAGAAGCAGCUGGUUGAAAUGACAUUUGACUUUUUAGUGUUGAUUUUUUUGUUAUUGCCACCAUUGGAGUGUGCACACAUGAUGUAUAAUAGUGUUGCGCAGAGAUGUGUUUGUUCAGUAUUUUGCAAGACUAUGUAAUCCAUAAUGAAAUAUGAAGUUAAAGCGAGGAGGAGCAACAUGGUAAAGAGGCCAGUUUGUUCUUUGACCAUUUUUCUCUAGUUACAUUCCAGCUUUCCGAGGAUGUGAAGAGAGGCAGAGGACGAGUGUUUUCUCAGUGUUACAUUUGUCUAUGGAAGUCAGCUGUUUCUACAUUUUCUUUUCUUUUUACCGUAAUGUGUUUCCUGUAUUGACAGUUAUGACAUUUAAAAUAUUGUAGGCUUGCACUUUAUGAGAUUUAAUGUUCUUCUGAUCUUGUUAGUUGUUCUUUAGUCCAGAAAUUGAAAAAUACUUUCAUGUUGUUGUUCUUCAUACCAGCCCUACACACUGGUGACCUUCUUUCUCUUGAAGAGUAAAAGUUACGUGGGUCACUGAUUUUAAACUUUUCAUCUUUUGUCAUGUUUUUAAUAGCAGUUGGCUGUAUUAAGUAGGCAGCAAUAACAUGUCAUUUACAUGUGUGAAAAAGAAUGAGAAAGAUUUCUGUGGUGCUCAAACGUAAUGCUGUUGGUGAGGAUUGCAAUACCAAUGAUGUUUUCUAACACUUUGUAUCAAUGGUACACAGUAAAUCCUCAAACACUGCAUACUGACAAUUUGUCAGGUACUAUUCCAAAAGUCUUGUUUCUGUGUUGUUAUAACUUCUUACUGUACAUUCAGUUCUCAGAGCUCAAAAGAUCUCUGAAAAGGUUCAACACUUUGGCCUGCUGACACAAAAUUAGCAUUUUUCUAUUGGAAAAUAACCCCAAACACAAACUGCUGCUGCCCCUUCAUCGGAAUUAUAACGACGAAACCUGAUAAAUAAAAGAAACGAAGAACGUAACUUUGAGCUUCUGUUAACCGUUUGUGGAACUUCUGUUUCUGUUGUUCAUGUUCAAAACAUCACCACAAAUGCAACAUUUGUUAUGUAGCAGCACUUGGAUCAUUGAUGCAAACAGUGUGUAUUAUUUAAAGUUGCCGCUCACAGAUGUUUCCUGAAACUUGUUUUUUUUUUUUUUUUGGGGGGGGGUUCAUGUUGCAGUCAAUUUUAUACUACUCUACCCAGCAGCGUAUGAAGCAUGGUGCGAUAACAUGUUUAUAACAUUCUGUAUGAUGGAAAUGGGUCGUGAGUCACAUGAUUUAAUGGCUAUGUGAAGACUAGAUUGUUAAAAUGUUUUUUGGUGCAAUAUUCUCGAGGUAAAUUCACUGCACAUUUUUUAU
Maylandia zebra (zebra mbuna) is the source of this 6083-nucleotide messenger RNA. It is a transcript of the gene scai, whose product is annotated as suppressor of cancer cell invasion. The record is from RefSeq and is a predicted model, not a curated record. Gene Ontology annotation, molecular function: transcription corepressor activity. NCBI's taxonomy places the organism in Eukaryota, Metazoa, Chordata, Actinopteri, Cichliformes, Cichlidae. Gene Ontology annotation, biological process: DNA-templated transcription.